AUGGAUAAUGAGCAACAGUCAGUAAGUAGUGAUACCGAGUUGGAAAGUGGGACACAAAGUAAUGUUAGUGACGUAGUUCAGGAAGUACAAUGUGAGAAUCUGGGGGCAGAAGGACAAGAAAUGUUGCCAUUGCCACCCAGUGAUUCAGUUGAUAGCGGAAAUACUGUGCCAUCCGCAAGCACUGGACACGGACCAGAGAGUGGUGAGGUGUCAGAAGUGCAAUCAUUAAGAGUUAUGUUCGAGCGCAUGCUCAAUUUCCAAGCUGAAUUUGUACGUGUGCAAGCAGAGCGUGAUAGAGAACGUGAUGCUAAACAAGCAGAACGCGAUAGAGAACGUGAUGCUAAACAAGCAGAACGCGAUAGAGAACGUGAUGCUGAACAAGCAGAGCGUGACCAGAGAUUGGUAGCUGAAUUUGCCAAACAAGCAGAGCGCGAUAGAGAACGUGAUGCUAAACAAGCAGAGCGUGACCGACGCCUGCAUGAGAGGGACUUGCAGUUGAUGCAAACUUUAGAAGUUAUGCAAAGUGAGAUUGUUAGUUUGAAACAAAAAUAUGAAACCAUACCCAAAACGGUGCAAGAAUUAAGCGAAAGAGUAGAUAGUGUUCAAGUGGCUAACGCCAAUAUAGUAGAGGAAAUCAGUGUCCUGACUAAUAGGGUCGAACAACUAGAAAUUGACACAACUCAAGUAAUUGAGAACAAAGUGAUAGAACAAGUGCACAAAGUAGAAAAUGAAGUCAUAAAAGAAAUAGAUCAGAAAGUGCACGCCGCAAUUGAGGCCAGAGAUGUGGGCUCAAGUGCGGAUGUGCAAGAUCUAAAAAGGAUAGUGCACAAAGACAUUCCGCUGUGGCAGCGGAGUGUGGACCGUCGUCUUGCCGAGAUGGAGCUUAGCUUGCGGCAUGACGAGGCACGGGCGUAUGUCACGCCAGCCAGGUCCAACAAUGAUAGGCAUAUAAAUACUGCAGUAAAAAAUUGCGACUGCGAGACAGAACAGGCAACCAAUAAUGAUGCAUCAUCACCACCAGUGGAAACAGCAGUGAUCUACUGGGAUGGAGAAGAAUAUUGGUAUUCAUUAUGA
This is a messenger RNA of Schistocerca piceifrons (Central American locust), 1074 nucleotides long. RefSeq names its product RNA-binding protein 25-like. The transcript is spliced from 2 exons. NCBI's taxonomy places the organism in Eukaryota, Metazoa, Arthropoda, Insecta, Orthoptera, Acrididae. The record is from RefSeq and is a predicted model, not a curated record. Bases 1 to 1074 code for a protein of 357 amino acids.